UACAGGAUGGCACAUACAGCUGCAAGCGUCCAGUCGACGGUGACCACUAAUAACAUGAUAAACCAGUGGAGCAGUGGAGCGUUUGACUGCUGUGAAGACAUGGGCAUCUGCUGCUGUGGUUUCUGGUGUACAUACUGCCUUAUGUGUAAGACCAGUGAGGAUUUUGGAGAAUGUCUCUGUCUCCCUCUGCUGGAGAUAUGCUUUGGUGGCAUAAUGCAUCCUAUUACACUCGCCAUGAGGAGCAGUAUGAGAGAGAGAUUCCACAUUAAGGGUUCGAUACAGAAUGAUUGCUGUAUGGCGACCUGCUGCCCUGCGUGCGUCUGGUGUCAGAUGGCGAGGGAGCUGAAGGCUCGACGGCAAAACCAAGUGGUCGUUAACGUUGCCGUUAACACGGUUCACCAGCAGCCGCAAGCCAGCCGCCGCAAGUUUUCAACCAGCCACCGCAAGCUUUCAACCAGCCAACUCAAGCCAAACCAUCAAUGCCGGCUACCAGCCUAUGUACCCCGUUAAUACUGGCUACUAACGAUCUCAGUGCAUAUGAGCACACCAGCGUUCCUUUAACCCCAAAAUCUGCUGUUUUGUUGAAAUUCCAUAGUGAAAAUGUCGUUUUAAUAUUUAUAACUAGCCUACAUGUUUAACAAUGCCAAUAU
This is a messenger RNA of Labeo rohita (rohu), 650 nucleotides long. Its product is annotated as cornifelin homolog. Lineage: Eukaryota; Metazoa; Chordata; Actinopteri; Cypriniformes; Cyprinidae. The record is from RefSeq and is a predicted model, not a curated record.